Tigriopus californicus is the source of this 1493-nucleotide messenger RNA. RefSeq lists its product as uncharacterized. Bases 119 to 1381 code for a protein of 420 amino acids. The transcript is spliced from 18 exons. Lineage: Eukaryota; Metazoa; Arthropoda; Copepoda; Harpacticoida; Harpacticidae. The record is from RefSeq and is a predicted model, not a curated record.
GAAGGAGGGAAGGAGGGCCCGAUUUACCAAAUUUAGGAGUGUCGUGUGGUUUGGUGAAAUAGGAGUGAGAGGUCUUCAUUUCAAUCUGCAACGCAAGACUGAGCAAACCUCAAGCAAGAUGAAGAACUUCGUUAUCGCUUCGAUUGUCAUCUUGGUCUUUGUUGAUGUUUCCCUCAACUUGAAUUUUACGAUUGACGAAAAUGGAGCUCGACAGGGAAAAGCUUUCUCUCUUUUCCAGGUUGUCAGAUUCCAGAAUGGUCCUUGUCAAUCUGCGACAAGAAAUGGAACUUGUUACACUGCCUCGGAAUGUCAAGUGAGAAAUGGCGUAGCGUCGGGAACUUGUGCCGGUGGAUUUGGCGUGUGCUGUAUUUUUAUCUUGGGAUGUGGACAAACGACCAGAGACAAUUGUACAUAUUUGUCCCGCACGACCGUCAUGGCAGAGACCAAUUGCGCAUAUACCGUAUGCAAGACUUGUGACACUGUCUGUCGUAUCCGGUUUGACUUCAGGUCCUUUGAUUUGGCCCAACCCGUGUUAGGGUUAACUGAGACUGUUGCCACGAUGGCUGCUCUUUCCAAUAAUGGUGGUGCUAUUGGUGACUGCACAACCGACCGUUUUUCGAUCACAUCUCCUGGAAACGUGGCUCCUCCUCAAAUUUGUGGCUUCAACACUGGCCAACACAUGAUUGUGGAUGCUAGCGAUAGAUGCCAUGUAGCCUCUUUCAAUUUGGGACGAACCAGUUCUACUUAUGACAUCAAAGUCACCCAGUACCUUUGUGGACAAGAAAUGGGAGGCCCAGACGGAUGCUUGCAAUAUUUCACUGGAAACACCGGAACCAUAGCCAGUUACAACUUUCCUACCCAAUCUGCACUUGUUCCUUUGGGGACCACUCAUUUGUCAAACCAGUGCUACACGAUGUGUUUUCGACAAGAGAUGGGGAAAUGUGCCAUUUGCUACCAGGUGGCGACAAUGGGAGUGGUAGGAGUGGGACAGGGUUCGUUUGGAUUGAGUGCGACCCAAGAAGUCAUUGCCACUGGCGAGAACGAAAAAGAUUGCUCUAGUGACUAUCUCAUGAUUCCUGGAGCCCGAAGGGACUCACCAAUAUUGGGAUCACCUAUGUUUGUGGUUGGGGUGACCCCAGUGAUCACUGUUUUUAACAGCAGGAUAUGUGGACGCUUCUUCCAUUUGGCUCUUGUUCGUAACUCAAGAACAGAUAAUACAGAAUCAAUUUGUUCGUCACAGAAGCCGUUCCGAAUCUCUUUCAAAACGGAUGCAGAUGAGAAAACUCUCGCUGCCACAAACGAUGCGGAGCUUAAUGAGCAAUCUGUCGCCCCGGGUGGAAUUAUAGGUUUCAAUCUCAAUUGGGCGCUUCAAGAUUGCUGAAAUGCUCCCGACACUUGUCCAAAAAAUCCUUCUUUUUCACUUCAGACAAACCAUAUUUAAUUGAAACUGUGUUCUUAUCAUAUUGAUAUGUUUAGAAAUAAAGCAUGAAUGG